Molecule: messenger RNA, 3182 nt
Organism: Oldenlandia corymbosa var. corymbosa
Lineage: Eukaryota; Viridiplantae; Streptophyta; Magnoliopsida; Gentianales; Rubiaceae
Source: the annotation of a GenBank genome assembly
AAAAGCUUUGGAGCAAACAGCAAAGAAAGAGGUUUUAUUGGGAUUAUUUUAAAUUCCAGCUUACAAACGCGAAGUAAACAAAAAGUCAGAAGAAAAAGGCACAAACAAAGAACCAUCCUCCCCCCACCCACUACCACCACCGCCCACCGCUUCCACCACCGUCCAUCCCCACCCCCCCGGUUGAAUAUAUUAUUCUUCCAUUAUUAUCGGAUUCCUCCGCAGUCAAGCCGCCGCCGCCUCCGACCGCCGCAGAUAAUGGAGUCUUCACCGCUGAAUCGUCUCCCGCAGGACACACUCCACCAGAUCUUUCUCUCCCUUCCACUCCAUCAGAUCAUAGUCUGCAAAUCCGUUUGUAAGUACCUUCGCUCAACUCUUUCUUCGCCUUCAUUCCUGCAUCUUAUCUCCACCUCCCAAUCCCAUGUAUUCCCCCUGAUUGCCCUCCGCCCAUCUCACCGUUCUCACGCCCAUUCCCAAUCGUCUCCUCAUCCCGCACUUCAUGUGUUCGACCCUUUGCUUCACCGAUGGCUCCGAUUCCCUCUCGGGUUUCUCCCCUUCCCUUCCCUCCUCCCGAUCACCUCCUCCCACGGCCUCCUUUAUCUUUGGGCUUCCUCCACUUCUUCCCCGUCUCAGGGCCAUGGGAAUGGUGUCCCUAAACCUAGUAGCGGUAACAGUAAUAAUAACAAGACUUUGAUUGUUUGCAACCCUUUAACGAGGCAAUAUGAAGCUUUGCCUCAGCUUGGAUCGGCUUGGUCGCGUCACGGUUCGGUUUUAGUCGGUCGGAGACCAAGUCAAGUUUUAGUCCUCACCGAGUUAGCUACCCUGUAUUCAACUACCAAUUCGUGGCUUAAGUUCUCAUCCAACUUGCCUUCCAAGCCGCGAAGUCCUGUGUUGAUCGAUAACUUUAUUUUGGCGCUCUGCGAUGUGGGUUCUCCGUGGAGAUCACAGUGGAAGAUGUUCAAGUCAAUGGUGAUGGACACGGAGCAUUUAUUCACUCAGAAAUGGACUCGGUUAGAGAAGCAUGAGUGGGGGGAUGUGUUUGAUAUUAUAAGAAGGCCUCGAUUGUUAGUUGGUGGGAAAAAUAGGGUUUUGAUGAUUGGUGGAUUGAAGAGUUCUUACUCAUUGCAUAGCGCAUGUUCCACCAUUUUGAUCUUGAGAUUGGAUUUAGAGAGUUUGGAAUGGGAUGAGGCCGGACGAAUGCCCCAAGAAAUGUACCGUUAUUUCCAAGAUUCAAGUAAGUUUAAGGUGUUCGGAGGGCGGAAUAGAGUGUGUUUUUCUGCAAAGAGGGUUGGAAGGUUGGUGCUUUGGGAGAGCUUUGAGGAGAACGGAUGUGCAAAGAGUGAAUGGCGGUGGAUUGAUUGCGUUCCUGGGAAUGGGGACGGACUUUGCCGGGGUUUCUUGCUUGAGGCUCAGCUUUCAGCGGUGCCCUAGAAAAGGUGGAGCUGGGGUAAUCUCUUAUUGUACGAGACUUGCAAUAUUGUGAAGUGGCAAACCAUUAUAAUUCUAUCGGAGACUCAAUUUGACUGUGAUGUUGUUUCUCUUGUACCUGUAACUGUUUUUUGUUUAUUGAAAUUAGUUUGAAUUUAUGAACACAAUUUCCGUUACAGGAUUUUAUUCUUUCUGUCCUUCUUGGCUCCUGGUUUUCUCAUUUUGUUGUUGCUUUGUUCUACUUUAUGAUACUUAAUUUGUAAAUGGAUUGGCAUUUUCAUCAUUUGUCAAACUUUACCUGUCAAUUGGGGAUGUGAGUUCAUUAAAUAGGUGGAAUUUGUUGGUACAAUUAUGUCUGUUUAUCCAAAUUCCAGAAUGUGAUUAUUAUUUAUUCCUUUGAUGCUGGUAUGCAUUCAUUAGAUUGCCAUUUUUAUUAGUGUUUAUGCCACACUGCAUGUAAGUUGUUACUUAUUGCAAUAUCUGUUUUGAAGAACUUGAGGUUUGUUUUUGAAAUGUGAUGAAUAUAUUGAUGGAAGAAGGGGAUUGGUUCUUCACUCUUUUUAUAUUCCUUCUCUUGCCCAACAAUCGGCAAAUGUUAUUGUUUAAUUGCCCCCAUUUCAAUGUAACAUAUUGGGAAGCAGGGUGCCUCUUUUGUCUUAGGGGCAGAGGUGACUGGGAAUGGUCUUCUAUUCUUGUUGUUUUGGAAUUUCAGUUGCCUUCUGGUAGUUGGAGUAGAAGCAAUUGGAGCACAAGCUUUCUUAUUUUUAAGAUGGAUUAGAAUAUGAAGAUAUAUUAUGUUCUAAAUUCAGAAGAGAACUGCUAAUUGUACAUAUUAAUAUCACUUAUGGCUGAGAUGAAAAGUAUGACUGAAUGUGAUAGAAUUCAUGCCUGGGGGCACUUGAUAUCCUUCUUUUUGAGUUAUAUGUUAGAUGGUACAUAAAAGCUAUAAAGAUUGUUACUUCUUCUAGCUUGAGCAGUAUGUUUGCCUAAAUAAACGCAUGUGUAAUUACGUGAUACUGCAAUUUGUAUUUUCCAGCGAAAUGGACAAAAACUUAUUGCUGUAGGAACCACUGCAUCUCCUUUUCUUCUUUCCCUGUGAUCAUUUACAAGUUCUGAUAAUCUCACGGGCUUGCCUCUCAUUAUUAGGAUAAGCUAUCUUUAAAUCUGUUCUGAAGUUUGGUAUUUGACAAAAAAACAACGCUGAGCUUCUCAAUAGACAUGAUAACAUUCCUUUCUGAUGAUUUUUUUUUUUUUUUUUUGGGUGAAUUCCUGAUGAUAAUUUUACAUCUGUGUUUGAACAUCUCAAUUGUACAUGGCUAGCACAGUAGGCAUCCAUGGUAGUAUAGGUGCAACUUUUCUAAUUUUGCAUACAUACGAUAUUGUCAUUAGUUGCUAACACCUGGAGCAGAAAUAUACGUUGAACGUACUUGGCGAAUGGCGAACACCCUAAAUUUGCUGGUACUGUUGUCAUAGAAACAUAAUGCGCGCAGCGCACAGCUAAUACUUGCGGGAAUUGGUUCAGGUUAUGGUUAUUUUCGGCUCUUGUUGCUUGGACCUAUUAAUGCUACAGAUACUCAAUGAUAGAAUAAGAAGUACAAGAUUCAAGGACAUGUUGAUGUCUCUGUAUGUUUGAUAACCUUUUACAUCGAGCUAGAUGAUCUGCAUGAUUAGAGAUUAAUAAUUAUGAUAGAUGUUGAAAGAGUUUCUCUUAAAUUUGCCGAAUAUAUCUGUUGAAUGCUAAUUUUAACAAGCUUCAU